Penaeus chinensis is the source of this 5547-nucleotide messenger RNA. RefSeq names its product FHF complex subunit HOOK interacting protein 1B-like. The record is from RefSeq and is a predicted model, not a curated record. The transcript has 17 exons. Lineage: Eukaryota; Metazoa; Arthropoda; Malacostraca; Decapoda; Penaeidae. Bases 214 to 3501 code for a protein of 1095 amino acids.
AAAGAACCAUCGCCUCAGUUGUGGGUUGACUUGUUUGUGUUGUGACCGAGAUCAGAGCUGUCACUUGAUUAAUUUUUCUCAAAUUACAUGAGAUUCUGUUGCCACAGUCCAGAGAAUUAAUAGCUAUGCAUUGGCAGUCAUGGAAGCCCCACAUGCUAGUCUUUCUACGUCAAGAAUUGCUGUCAAGUGUCCCUGACCAAAUUCUCAGCUAAUAUGGAGAACGAUGACAAUGAGUGCGGGAUGACCAGCUGGUUGCGAGGGUCACCCCUGCGCACGUCGCUGGGCCGGCGUCGUGCUCCGUCCCCUCUCCACGAUGUUGACCCUGCGGCUGCGUUCCACUCAUUCAUUAAACACUGGCAGCAAACAUGUGAAAUCUUUGCCAGAACCCAGCUGAGGGGACAGGCAUGUGUUGAUGACGUCACUGCUGUCAUCAACCACCUUGCACAGAUGGUCACACUUCUGCUGGUGGACUUACGGCAGAUAAUGGCUCACAACACACGUACUCAGAAUGGUAUUGGUCAGAAAAAUAACAAUGGCAACGAAGUGAAAAAUACAACGCAUUCUCCUGAAGGUAGUAAAGACUCUAACAACCAACAUGCAUCUUUGCCAGCAGAAAAUCCUCCUCAUACUCCAAUCUUUGACCACUUCCUGGGGGAAGAAAUUCUUGACAAAGUUCUCACUUGGAGCCUCAAUACUGGGGAAUUUGUGAAUCCCCUCAAGUUGGAACAAUUAAAGGUUCAUGAGCAAUUACUUAGCCACUCAAGGCAAGAAAUACUUGUGUACAAGCCCAUCAUCCGUCCGUUGCUCCGACUCUUGGCUGCGUGUGGAGGUUGUGUCCCAGUUGAAGUGGAGAAACGUUUGGUUGUGCUUCUAAAUCAACUGUGUGUCUCACUUAUGCAUAAUCACCAGCUUCUAGAUUUCUUUUUCCAGUUCUCCAAUGAUCAAGGACCUACCAAGUUCAUGAUCUUUUCACUAUUACUGCCAUUUGUUCAUCGUGAAGGAGGCAUUGGACAGCAGGCAAGAGAUGCUCUGCUUCUCUGUAUGGCUCUCUCUGCUUCACAUACCUCUGUGGGCCAAUAUAUUGCACAGCAUUCUAAUUUUUGUCCUGUUUUAGCUGCUGGUCUCAGUGGCCUCUAUUCUACGUUACCACGUACUUUGACUAUUGAGUCAGAUGGUUGGCAUCGCCUAAGUCCAGAGGACAUAAGUGAUAUUUCUCAACUACAGUUGUUCCUGAAUUCUCUAGAAUUUUGCAAUGCAGUUGUACAGGUUGCUCAUCCGUUAGUAAGGGAACAGUUAGUGGAGUUCUUGUAUCAAGGAUUCCUUGUUCCUGUGUUGGGGCCUGCGCUACACCAGGGUGGCGCAGUCAAUGGGGAUAUCAGCGCUCACAACUCUCCUGUUUUUCUGUCUGUUGUUGGUGAAGUUGUUGCAGCCACUGCAUACGUAGAGCUGUGUUUACGAACAGUAACCGAGCCAGAGCUGAGGAGGGUAUUCCUGGCCUUCCUCCUCACUUCUCCCAAAAAUCCAGCCUUGGAACCUCCAAUCAUAACUAUACUCAUCUCAAGAUUACACUCGCCAAAUACACAACUGUGCCUGGUUACUCUUAGUCUGUUUUGGACUUUAGUGGAACUGAACUGUGAAGACUUAAUGAUAGCACUUGUUUUCCAAUAUCUUACUCCUUGCACACAUGUUAUGCUGUCACAGAGGUCACGCCUUACACAACCCCCACACCCUGGAGCCCAUGCAUCGCAUAGGCUUUUGCAACUCAUGCCUGCUGUAUGCCAGGUUGAAACCCAGCCGAAGAAACCUGAGAGUGGAGACUCCUCUCAAACACCGCAAACAUCACUAUCACCUCAGCCAUCACCAACGACUUUAACAGUGCCACAACAUCAUCGAUCACUCUCUAACACAUCAUCUUGCUCAUCAGAAAGUGACUCAGUCUUUGAACAGCAGACCCCGUAUUCUGACUACCUACAAGAUGCCCGUUCAAGAAUAGAAGCAGGGACUAUUGCCUGUGGCUGUUGGGUAUGGAGGUAUGAUGGUCUUAGUCCUACUCCAACUCAAGCUAUGGAGAUGUUGGAUGUGGCACGCGCUAACCCACCUGUAUUAUAUUCUAAGCCACGUGCCCACUCUGACCCAGUACCAGUUCAUUCUUCAGACUUGCCACAAGCAGAGGCCAAAGUUCGAAGUGUAAGUCUACCCUCAGCUAUGGGUAGUAGAGAGAAAGGGGAUAGUAAUGAAACAAGACCAGUGGUUAAUGGUAUAUGUGAUAAUCAUAACAAUGAUGCAAGAGGGGCACACCAUGCAGCUGCAGCAGCAAGAGGUGUUGAGAGAGCUGCUGGGGUUGGAGGUGAAGAGGAGAACCUUGACUCUCUUGGAGAAAGCAGUGGAUAUGAAAGCUUCAACAUUAGGGCAUCUCGAGACUCCUCUCCUGCCCAUAGUUCCCAUGGCUCACCCAGAAACCGUGUAGUCCACCAUGAGUCACCAAGUUUAGAAGAAGCAUCUUCUCAGGGCUCACCAGGAGAUAGAGGACCCAGAGAAAGAAAAGGGUCUGUGUUGAGCUCAGAGGAAGAUCAAGAAUUCAUGGAUACACUACAGAGAUCAUCAACUCCCACUGAAAUGACAGGCCUAGAAGAAACAUUGUGUGAAAUUGAGCAAGCAUUCACUGCAUUUAAGAUUUUCGAUGUGAGCUCAUCAACAUCAUAUAACAAAGUGUUUCGGCUAGAGAUGACAAGCGAUGAAGCAGACUGGGACAAUCAGCCUUGGCAGAGUCAUGAAUCCUCCCCGCCUGAGGCUAUGGAGAAAGUCUCAUUGACAGAGCCAUCACAGUCGAGACCAACGAUAGGACCCUUUUUGGAGGCAUUGAUGUUACGAAUAGAUCAGAUGCUCACCUCCAGUAUUCAUGUGAAUUUGUUGGUAACUACAGUUGUUAGUCGUCUAGCAGCUUACCCAACCCCACUUUUAGCAUCACUCCUCCUUGAUUCCUCCAUUGUCUUCCAGCCAUCCGUGCGUUCACUAGUGCAGGUGUUAAGUGGUCUGAAGCAGAAAAUUGAUGCUGCCCUGUUACCUGAAGAGGCUUCUUUACUUGUAGAAGCUCGAACUUGGUUCAUAACUAGACUGAUCAUUCCCCGCUUCAAUCCUUCAAGACCAAGAACUCCAUCAACAGCUUCAUCUCCAGACACGUCACUUAUUAGGGGAGAAGGGAAGCGCCGAAGCCUUUCUCAGACGAUGAAUGCUCUUUUCCGCCGCAAUACUCCAGAGCAGCAGCCUUCGAUUAAAGAGAGUCCACUGGAGAUUUUAGAUGACAGGUCUGGUUGUAGGUAUGUAAAACGAGCAUCUGUGUCAACGGUGGACAGCAGUACAAGUACUGGCACAGCAGGUCAGAAGCGACAUGCUGCAAGAUGUGCAGUGCUUGUACGAGAUUGGCUGCUUGAACUGUCAGCUCUGGCUCAAGAGCACACUGUGGCCGUGCCAAGUAUUGAAUUUAGAUUUCCUUCUAGUUGACAAUGACCUUUUUAUGCUUGGUGCUUCUUUGCUCUCUUUUAAUGAUCAUGUGCACAUUACUAUCAAUAUAUUGUAAAGUGAUGCAUAAAGUAGUCACUUUUUUGUAAUAUUUCUUUUUAUCAAAUCAAAUACAACUUGAGCAAGCAUGGCAAGCCAGCUGUUUGAUAUAUCACCCCUAAUUUUGUAGAGGACAUGUCCAUAAAUGAAUAUUUGUAAUUUUGAUUACUUUUGCGUACUCAUUAUGGAAGAAUUCUAAUCUAUGCAAAUGAUCUAGCAUUGUUAUUUUUUCAGUUUUUAAAUCACAGUUGUCAAAGAACCAUAUAAGAUAUAUGCAAUAACUGAGUGCUUCUUGGAGCUUCUUUUAUGAUAUGUUGAUAUUAUGUGUGUUUUUAGUAUUGACUGGAAAGGUUGAAAAGUUAGUGCUUAGUUUUUGCCAGUAAAUAAUUUUGAAAGGAAUACAGUUCAAUUGCAAACAACUCAUAUGCAAAGACAGAUUUUUGACUCAUUACUCUCCAAAGACAGUAGUUUUAUUGGCAAAAUAACUUACUUUUGUGUACAUAUUUAUACAUACAUAUAUAUAUAUAUAUCUAUAUUUUAUGGCAAAUGAAAGGCUACGAUAGCCAUUAUUGUCAUAUCACUGGAAUACUGCAUUACACCGGGACCUAAAGAUUGUUGUGAAAGUGUUUAUUCAUGUUCAAAACACCAAAGAGAAAACAGUCAUAAUAUACUCCCUGCACUGACUCAUGAUAAAUACAACAAUCUGUGUGUUUCAAGGCAUUUCGUGGAAAGAGUAAAAGACAGUCAGCAACUUUUUUUUUUUUUUUCUCUCUCUCUCUUUUUCUGUCUCCAUCAUUUUCCAUUUUCCUUUUAACUUAAAGAGCAGUGAUUUAGGUGAUCUUGCAGUUUAUAAAUUUAUUUUGCCUUGGCUCUUGUGUUAAUAAGUCAGCCCAUCUGAUAUGAUUUUGUCUCAUUUUGUGUGUUUUAUGCCAUGUUUAAAACAUCCCAGUUAAUUCUCCCUCCUUUUUGUGUAUGUGAACUUCCUCCCGUCCAGUACACAUUAGUUAUAGAGUGGCAAUAAAACCACCUUUAGAUGCUUUGUUAUGUGUUGGUUUUAUAUGUGGUUAAACAGGAUGUUAUUUUUAUUUCUGAUUAAUAUAUUUCUUAAAAUUUAUCUUGUUUUGAAUAUAUAUACAUAUAUGUUUCAUAUUUUUGUUUUGUUCAAUUUUUGAUCCAUUGAAAUGUUGGAUUGUACUCUCAAACUUCAUCCAGCAUCAUAUAUAUCAAUUUUUAAAUUUGCAGGCCUCAGUAGAGUAACUGCUAAAAGAACAAAUGAACAUUUCACAAUGGUUUAUUUUGAUAUGCAGCAUAAUUCUAUGUAUGGGUAAUUUUCACUGUUAGGUGUCUAUAAUAGCAAUUUAUUUGAAGUUUGAGGGGAAAUCCUCUUGUGAUAUUUUUAUUUUUUGAGUAAUGUAAAAUUUACGGAUUGUUCUCUUAAACUUUUAACCAGUGUGGCAAAUUAUGCUUGCUGUGGGAUUCUUCCAUGGAAAAUUUUAUGAUAAAUAAAGUCACAAUAUUACUAAAACAAAUUGUUUAAUUUUAGUUGUAUUUUGUUAACUAAUAUUUGGCAGCAAAAAUUAUUUGUUAUAUGUUCUAAUGUUUGACAUUAGAACCCCAAAGUGUGAUCUCAUCCAGGUUCUUUAAGUUGUAUUCGGUCAUUCAUCUGAGAGGAACUCUGUGAAAGAAAGAUGUGGGUGGUUUGUAUCUUGUGUAAUUUGGAUAUUCCAAAAUAUUGUGCAGUUUUGAUUUCUAACAGCAUUAACAUUUUGUUUGGGAGCAGUGGUUGUAAAAUAUCUUAAUCUUAUAAUGCUAGGAAACAACCCUUUUAAAACAUGCAUUUUAUUUAAAGAUCAUUGCCACAUUGGAUGAAAUUUGAUGUAGUAUGAUUCUCUUGAAUAUAUUGCUACCCUUUUAGAAAAUUAAACUGGAUUCUCUGACAUGUAUGUAGAAUACAGUAUGUGAUUUAUGCAAUUAAAUAUAUUCUUGGCA